AAGUACGGGGACUAACCAUAUUCUGCCUAGAAACAUCAUCUUCCAUCUGUCUUCAGAUAUCUUCUCACCUGCAAAGCCUAUCACCCUAUCGGCUGACAGUCAUGAGAAUCCUUUUCCUCCUUGUUGCUGUUCUCUUCUUCCUCUUCCAGGCUGCUCCAGCUCACAGCCAAGAAGCUGCUGAUACUGUAGCAUGCAGGCAAAACCGGGGUUCCUGCUCGUUUGUUGCAUGCUCUGGACCUUUGGUUGACAUUGGGACGUGCCGCGGCGGGAAGCUGAAAUGCUGCAAAUGGUAG
This is a messenger RNA of Dromaius novaehollandiae (emu), 293 nucleotides long. Its product is annotated as gallinacin-9. Lineage: Eukaryota; Metazoa; Chordata; Aves; Casuariiformes; Dromaiidae. The transcript has 2 exons. The coding region runs from base 102 to 293 and encodes 63 amino acids. The record is from RefSeq and is a predicted model, not a curated record. Gene Ontology annotation, cellular component: extracellular region. Gene Ontology annotation, molecular function: CCR6 chemokine receptor binding. Gene Ontology annotation, biological process: innate immune response in mucosa; defense response to Gram-positive bacterium; defense response to Gram-negative bacterium.